UCUCAUGGUAGAACCACAGAAAUUCUGAUAUCCGAAAAAUUCCAACCCCCAUUGCUGCUUCAGACAUUUGGAUUCGAAGUGGGCUGCAUCGCGCCAGCCCCACAUUGUGGGAUCAACAAUGCCACGCAUUCUGGACUUCGGCUACCCUCGCCAACCAUUUGCAAUUGCUGUGACUACUGCAUGCCAUUUUUCGGCAAAGGUGAAUAUUGCAGUUUAGGAGGCCCAGGGACAGGCACAACAGUGGGCCGGUGUGGCCCUGGUCUCACAUGUACAGACGACGAGGACGCCCAUAGCAAUUGUCAAAGAAUCACAUCGAAAUGCCACGAUGCUCAAGACGAAUACGAUAAAAGAUACGAACAGGGCACAGUCGGAAGCCUGGAGUUCCGACGUCAGUGCGAUGGAAGGGGCAACUUCUCAACUUUCGACUGCGUGCCUACUCAGACGUGUUUCUGCCAAUCCGAAAAUGGAGAAAGGAUCUUUGGAGAAAUGUUGGAAAUGGGUGCUGUAACAAUACGGAACAUGCAUUGCGGCUGUUCACGGUUCCACGAAAAAAUGGCCAAAAAUAUAGCCCCCGGCGUUCCCUACCCAGUUGAAGGACCACGUUGCACGUCAGAUGGAAAUUUCAACCCAGUCCAGUGCUUGAACAGAACAUGUUAUUGCGUUGACAAGAUCACUGGCGUUGCUUUGAGGAGGGAUAGCAUUAAUUUGGAUGAGAAGCCAAUUACUGAGUUAUCAUGCUAUGACGAAGAAACAGAUCUCUUUCCCUCCCAAUCACUAGGCGAAGCUCCAUACAACUACACAACACCAUGCCUGGAACAUGUUAAGGCGCAAAUUGCGCUGCUAAAACAGAGCGUCGAAGACGGGUUUGACGUGGACUUCUUCAGUUCAAUCCGUGGGUGUCUACCUGACGGUACUUUUGGUAGAAUUGAUGUAGUUAAUGGCACGAAAAUAUGCAUAGACGAACGAAGACAGCGCAUAGGAGAGUACGAGGCCUUACGACAUACUCCAGAGUAUGAAACAAUGAAUUGUAAGUGUGCACAAACCCAGCAAACAAUGGGAAAUUCCCUUGAGCGGCCUGUAUGUUGCAAAAACGGUAACUUCAGAGAAAUACAAUGCCGACGCGGUAUUUGCCGUUGUGUGGACCCAGACGGACGUCAAGUUUAUGAAGAGAACUCUGACGUUACUAAGUUAAGUUGUUUUAACCCAAACCAGAAGGACUGGAGAGAAUGUUAAGGAUUUUUUUCUUCUUCUAAUUUAGCGUCGUAUAACAUGUCCAAAGCCAGUAAAUAAAUGCAUCAAAAUGGCAACAUUGAUUUAUAUUUUUCUCCUUGGCUCCCUUUUUUAGUGAUGUGACAAUACGAAUUUACGUGAAGCAGUUAUAGUAUAUAUAGUACUACA
Molecule: messenger RNA, 1398 nt
Organism: Hyposmocoma kahamanoa
Lineage: Eukaryota; Metazoa; Arthropoda; Insecta; Lepidoptera; Cosmopterigidae
Exons: 8
Biological process (GO): cell-matrix adhesion
Cellular component (GO): basement membrane
Source: RefSeq, a predicted model, not a curated record